UCGUCACGAUCGUGCUGAAUUUCUUUAUUUCGAGUGCAACAAAUAAAAUUUUUGUUCUUUUUCUCUCAAAAAUCCAUGUUUUACGUAAAAACGGGCGAGCACACACACGUACGCACACACGCAUAGUUUUUUUUGGUCAUUUUUACGUUCUUUUUAUUAUCAUUUUUAUUUUUUUUUCUUUCUCCCUCGUUCCAAGUAAUACGACGACUGAUGUGAAACAUUUAAUAUCUUUUUCUUCUACUACCCCUUUUUCUCUCUCUCUUUUUUUUUUAAUUUUCUCAGACGCUCUCGAUUAUCCUUGGAUAUGUUCUGCUCCUGUUUUUUAACGUGGACGAGGUGAUAAAGAUGAUUGGAGUCCUUGAAUGAAAAUGGAAUACAACAGCGGUUAAAGGGAUUCUAUCAUCAAGAAUAAUUCUUACACCGAGGUUCAAUCAUGGAUCCUGUGGCGACAGUUGCGAGUUAUAGUUAAAGUCGGACAGUCGAUGUCUGAUGGCGCGAGCUGGAACCCAGCGCUGGAGAAAUCCUACUCCAGAGACAUCAAUCGGAGGACGACGGUUACAUGAGCAUGAAUGGAAGGAAAGCGAAAAUGGCAUUGUUAGCAUUACGUCCGGUUCCGGACUGUCCGGAGCCACAAGAUUCAGCUGGAUUACCAUCGCAGGAAUUUCCUCCACCUCCUGAAGAAGCAGAACGCAUUAUUUCUACCCUAUUGCCGAUAGUCUCCCCCGGAAACUCGUCAAAGAGAACGAGCCAAUCGUCGGAACGGCGAAGUGGUAGACAGCAAUGGAUGAUAACUAUGGAGGAUAGCAUGCGCCACGGAAACGCGGUUACAACCCAAACAACUCUUCCGAAGACCCGACAUCGAAGACCUUACGGAUGGGAAAAUGGUAACGCAGAUAUGGGUAGAACGAAACGAGAACCACCAAGUUCUAGCCCGCCAAGUAAAUUUGCAAGCCUACCGUACGAUACCAAGGUGUCAUUCAAUUGGAUACCACCUAGAACUAAUCCAUGUACCAUAGAGAAACAUCGUGAAGUUAGGCGUCGUUCGUCCGAGGAGGAUCUAGAAAGGGAUCGUCGUCGUAAGAAUCCUGACAAGGAUCGGACCUCACAUUUGCGUAAACAAAGACAAAACGAGAUCAUGAAAUCUAGCAGCGUUGAAGAUAGAUUAUUAAUGAAUCAUAAUCACAGUCAUAGUCACAAUCGUAUUCAUAAUCGUAGAGGUUUAGGAGGAGGAGGAGGAGGAGGAGGUGGAGGUGGAAGUGGAAGUGUAAGUGUAGGACUAGGACUAGGAAGUGGUGGUGCUGGUGGUGGAGGAGCGGGAGGAGAAGGAGGAGGUAGCAGCAGUAACGGUGGUAGUGGUAGCAAUGGCGGAGAUACCAGUGGUGCUGGGAUUGAAGAAAUCGGUCAAAGACGACGAAGAAACGAUUCGGAUUCUAGUGAGGGUAGAUUUUCACGUAACUCAGAAUCCGAAAGAUCCUCGAUACCACGUUCGAGUUCGGUAAGCGUUGAGAGGUUCUCAAUGAGAGCAAAUUGCGACUCAUCGGACUUUUCCAGGGCAAAUUCGACCUCCAACGAAAGAUUCCAUUCGGAUUUUUCAAUAGCAGUUGCCAGUGCCAGUUCGAACGAUCACGUAUCCAUACCAACCUCUGAUCCAUUUUCCAUAAGAAAUCUCGACUUUGUUUCAUUUUCAUUGCCACGUGCCGAAUCAAGCGAAAGAUUUUCCGGACGUACGUCAGACAGAUGUUCAGAGGAACGUUACUCCGACAUGUUUUCGACGAGAAAUUCGGAUUUUUCAACGAGAAAUUCAACCGAUUUUCGUACACAAUCCGAAGAAGAACGAUUUUCCGACGAUUCCUUGGAAGAACUCUUACCACCACCACCACCCAUCAGUAAGAGACACUCGAUCGCUUGGGAAGUGUCCUUAGAAGACGAUCCUCUUUACGCUCCUGGUAGCACUAAAGUUGUCGGUAGGAGACGCCGUAAGAGCAGCGACGUUUCCAGCGUUGGAUCGGCAUCUAAACUACGUGACUUUGAUGAUUGGCAAGAUCCAAGGCUCUCAACUACGGACGACGAUUUGGUAUCACCAUACUCAGAUUCCUCGACGAAUGAUCUCGAUCAAAUUCGUCCACAGGAUUUGACCAAAAACGGGACAUACGUGAUAAGACGUGGUCGUAAAAAGGAAAGAAAAAUUUUACCAAAGAGUUCUGCUACCAAAACAAAAAGUUUGUCAUUCGAAAAAGCUGAGGAAAAUCGGUUGUCGGAUGUGAAACGAUACUCGACAACGUUCGACAAUAUUAAAAGUUUUUUGAAGGAUAAUAAAAUGAUGGUGGAGGCUGGUAAAAGAAGGUCGUCGGAAGAGAAAUCGGAAGAUUUGGACGAAUUACCGAACGAAUUUGCUGAAAACGUACCACCUCCGGAUCUGAUCAGAGUCGUUUCCUUACCGAUAACCAAUAACAAUGAUGAUAAUAAUAAUAAUAAUAAUAACAACACCAACGACGACGAUGACGAAGAAGAAGAAGAAGACGAAGACGACGAAAAUGACGAAGAAGAGGACGAGGAAGAGGAAGAAGAAAACGGUCGUGCUCCUAAUCUUGGUAUUAUUACUACGAUCGAUUCCGAAAAAACGUCAGUAGGACAAAAAUUAUUCGGCAAAAUAAAGAAGGAACGUCAACAACAACAAAAACAAAUGUUGAGCGAAAUUUCACGCGAUAGGUUGCCGUUGAAUAAUUUUUCCAUAAGCAGCAAGAAAGAUACAACGACGGAUUUUGGUAUAGAUAAAGAAUGCAACGGUGGUAUUCCAAUUUCAAUUUCUGCAUCCAAAGCAUUAGAUAUAGUUAAACCGAUUGAUUUUCUUCUUGAAGAAAGAUCGAAAAAAUUGACUAGUACUAGCAGCGAAAGAUUGUCAUCUAAAAUACCGGUCAAUCUUUUAAUAGAGGAUCAAAUAGUGAAAAAGGCAUUGAACGAAAAUCGCAGACAAUUGGAAAAGGUCAGCGACGCCAUCAAGGAGAUUGAAAACGUUAAGAACAGCGAGUCUUAUUCCGAAAGCAAACGAUGGAAAAAUGGCGACGUUAGGGCAUCCUCUAGGAGAAACAGUUACGAGAACGAUUCAAUCGAACGAACAAAUCGAAAAACUUUGGGUAGCCCUUACGAACCGAGAAAUAGAAAACAACAGAGUUCUGAUUCAGAAACUUCGAAGACUAGCUCGGAGAGCGAUUUCGAUCGACGAAAAGCUAAUGGGACGGACGUUUACGCGUCUGGUAGGAGAUUGAGACAAAAUGGUAUAGAAUGUCAUAAAAAUAAUCAGAAACAAAUCGAACAUGUGAUAGAUGCUAUAUUGGAGGACUCAAAAAAUCCUGAAUUUCAGGUAAACGUCGAAGUGCUCGAGUUUCCGCCAUUGCCACCAUCACCUGUCGAGGAAGCGGACGAGGAAAGUUCGGACGUUGGACAAAACGCAGUAAUCAGUAAUAGUACCAGAUCAAAGAGUCAUAGUAACAGAACAAUGGAGUACAGGCCGAGAGUACCACCUCAUCGUAAUCAAGUGAUCGAUACCAAAGAUCAUCAAACGUCGCUCAAUACAAGAUCAAUGGAUGCAGGAUUUUCACGUGGCAGACGUACACCGACAGCCAGUAAUUCUAGAAGAGAGGUACCGGUAGAAAGAAGGACACUGCCAACGGAUUUACCAGGACCUUCGUCGAGACGUCGACCAUUCACUAAAAGAAAUUCACCCUCGACCGACGGUGGAUGCAUUUCUAGUGUUUCUGGCGUAAACGGUGGUGUUAACGGAGCUACCAUAGCUCAUGGCAGUGCCAAUGGGGGUGGUAGUGGUGGUGGUGUUGGUGGUGCCAAUGGUGGAGCUAAUAGCGGAACCGCAACUAACGUCGUUGCAGCAGCCAGUGGUGGUGGAGGAACGGGAAUGCAAACUUCUUGCUCGUUACCGGAAACUCCUGUCUUUGCCAGGGGCAGCGAUAUUCCAAGGACUCCUCAGCAUGCUGGGGGGAAUCAAGCGCAAACCCGUAGACAACCCGGUUGGUACGCACCGACGACAGCAACCACUGGAGGGUAUCGAAGGAACAAUCCUGGUCUGGAACAGGCGAUUAUUGGAACGGAAUUGCUCCGACUGGCUGGUGGGCCCAAUCGUGGAUGGUACCCAACGAGAAAAGCCAAUCAACCACGACCAGCUUCCAUCGAACAUCUCGAACGGCUUAACAACGCUUACGAUGCAAGAUUACCAACCGGCACUGAUCAGAGGAAACCAUUAACCCUGCCGACGAACAUCACGCCCAACAAAUACUUCGGCCAAAGUAAGCACAGCUCCGCGUCCAGCACUCGCGAGGCGCUACGGAGGGUCACUAGCUUGCUCAUCAAGAAAGGGAGUGGCAGUAAAGAGGGAAAAAGUAGUAAGGACAACGCUCCACCUUCUGGUCCUUAUGCCGCUGCUGAGAGUGGCGAGGCACCAAAGAAGAAGGGCUUUUUCAAGGGUUUUUGGAAAAGAUCACGACAUUAUUCUUUGGAGAACCAAUAGCAGCCCAGGUGUAGCAGGGUGAUCAACGGUUGGCAAAGACAGAGACAGGGCCAUCAACAACAGCAACAACAGCAACAACGUUAUCAGCAACGCGUUGCAACGAGGACUCUAGCUAGCAACCCCUGUUGUUGCAUCGUUCAAUAACCGCGAAUCUUUCCUCCGUAAUAUCGUUUAUACGAUAUAAUAAUAUCCCUUUUCAUCUAUAUACAUAGGUAUGAUAUCCGCGUCUGGGUUGCUUCUGCUUACCAGAUCAUGACCAUCACGAUCCGAAAAUAAAAAUUAGAAAGAAAGAAAGUAAGAGAGAGAGAGAGAGAGAGAGAUAGUGAGAAAGUGAAAGAAUGAGAGAGAAAGAGAGAGUGAGGAAGAGGGAGAAUCCAAAAAAACAGGUGAUGGAUUUCGUGAUUUUUCCACAAUUUUUAAUAAAUAAUAACUCCCAAUCCGCGGAUGGCUGUGAAAUAAUAUUCUUCGUUUGGGAUCAUGGUUAAUAUGAUCUUAUAAAAUAUAAUUAUGUGCACCCUUUCGCGGGUUUAAUCAAUUGCGGGAUGUAAAUGAGGUUAGGAUGAACUAUACGGAGGAGAGCUGGAACCGAUCGCUCUUUAUUGUUAUUAUUAUUAUUUUAUUAUUAUUAUUAUUAUUGCCGAGAAAAAUCAGCAGUCAUGAAAAAUCUUAGAAUCACGCGAGAGAAUCGUGCCUUUUCUUUUUUAUUUGUUUUUUACUAUUAUUAUUAUUAUUAUUAUUAUUAUUAUUAUUAUUAUUUAUGCUUUCUCAUGGGGGACAAGGACCAAAAACGGGGGACGGUGGGGACCUUGUCAUCUCGUGUACGAACGAAUAAUUAUUAUUAAAGUCGAAAUAUGUUAAGAGAUCGAGCUUAGAUAACAAUAUAAUUUUUGACAAUUAUAGCUCGAAGGUUACAAUUUGAUUUACGUUUUCCGUCGUUAAUAAAGGAUUGGUUCGAAUUGAUUCGAAAUCGUAAAUCGACCAAUCAUAAUUCGAAUCGUAGAUGCGGAAUAUGGAAUAU
Molecule: messenger RNA, 5537 nt
Organism: Polistes dominula (European paper wasp)
Lineage: Eukaryota; Metazoa; Arthropoda; Insecta; Hymenoptera; Vespidae
Source: RefSeq, a predicted model, not a curated record